Molecule: messenger RNA, 1653 nt
Organism: Quercus lobata
Lineage: Eukaryota; Viridiplantae; Streptophyta; Magnoliopsida; Fagales; Fagaceae
Product: polyvinylalcohol dehydrogenase-like
Exons: 6
Coding region: 1-1653 (550 amino acids)
Source: RefSeq, a predicted model, not a curated record
AUGGAGGGUGGUGGGCAAAACGCUCAGUUGUAUCUUACACUAUGGAAACAGACCCAGAAAUAUCAUGGCACCGUCAACAGCAUUGUCCUGGCACUCUGCUUAUUUGCAGUGGUGGAUAACACAGUUGCAAUUUGGCUCAAUCAUGGGAAAGAUAUUACUAAUCGAAGGUACGCGAAUGAUGAAGUGCUGAUAAACCCAUUGACAGUGUCAAGACUGAGGCUGAAAUGGAAGUUCUUUGCUGGCAAAGACAUAUCUGCAACCCCAGCAGUAGACAGUGGAGUGGUCUAUUUCCCAUCAUGGAAUGGAUAUUUGUAUGCUGUAAAUGCUUUCACUGGUGCUUCAAUUUGGAAGCGGAACCUUAGUGAAUUAGCCGGACUAAAUGGAACGGGAAUUGUUGUGAAUGUAACUGUGUCAAGAUCAACAACAACGAUAGUUAAUGAACUCUUAAUUGUUGGAAUUUAUGGACCUGCUGUUGUGAUUGCUUUGAAUCGAUCAAACGGGAAGCUCGUUUGGUCGACUCAACUUGACCCUCGUCCUCGAGUGCUGAUCACCGUGUCUGGAUCGAACAGCCUUCCUGGGCAUGUCGGGGCAUUCUAUGUUGGGAUUUCAUCACUAGAAGAAGCAUUACCAGCUGCUCAAUGUUGCACAUUCCGAGGCAGCUUGGUAAAGCUUGAUAUUCGAACCGGUAGAGUCCUUUGGCAGACUGAUAUGCUUCCUGACAAUGGUGGCAAAUUAGGAGAUUACGCGGGUGCUGCUAUAUGGGGAAGUAGCCCUUCCAUUGACAUAAUCAGGAGACAUGUUUAUGUAGCAACUGGGAACCUGUACACAGCUCCAGCCAAUGUGACAGAAUGUCAAGAAAAGCAGAACAAUCAGACAACACCACCUACUCAACCUGAUCAGUGCAUUGGGCCAGACAUCCAUUUCAAUUCAAUUUUGGCCUUGGACAUGAACUCUGGGAAGAUCAUAUGGUCAAGGCAAUUGGGUGGCUAUGACAUAUUCUAUUUUUCUUGUUUAACACCUAAUAACCCUGAUUGUCCACCAGGGACUAAUGUCGCUGCAGAAUUUGGUGAGGCUCCAAUGCUGCUAAGCAUAUUAGCUAAUGGAACAAUAGGUGAUGUAGUGGUAGCCGUGCAGAAAAGUGGGUUUGCUUGGGCUUUAGAUCGUAACAAUGGCAACAUAGUUUGGUUCAAGUUGGCCAGACCGGGUGGAGAGGAGGGAGGAUCAGGGCAAUGGGGUGCAGCCACAGACGGAAGAAGAGUGUACACAAACAUUGCCAACAGCAACCGACAGAACUUCACAUUAAAACCAUCAAACCAGACUACAACAGCAGGUGCAAGGGUGGCAUUGGAUGCAAAUUCUGGUGAAAUUUUGUGGUCCACAGCGAACCGUAGUAAUGACACUGCCCAAGCACCUGUUUCGGUAGCCAAUGGUGUUGUUUUUGCGGGGUCCGUUGCUUCUAAUGGUCCUAUAUAUGCCAUGGAUGCCAACACUGGGAAAAUUCUAUGGUCAAAUAAUACAGGUGCUACCGUUUAUGGAGGUAUAUCAGUGAGCUAUGGGUGCAUUUACCUUGGAAAUGGAUAUACAGUAGGCCUAGCAAAAUUCCACACUACUUGGACUCCUGGAACUUCACUCUAUGCUUUCUGCGUUGUGUGA